Thamnophis elegans (Western terrestrial garter snake) is the source of this 1428-nucleotide messenger RNA. It is a transcript of the gene BPNT1, whose product is annotated as 3'(2'), 5'-bisphosphate nucleotidase 1. NCBI's taxonomy places the organism in Eukaryota, Metazoa, Chordata, Lepidosauria, Squamata, Natricidae. Bases 299 to 1225 code for a protein of 308 amino acids. The transcript is spliced from 9 exons. Gene Ontology annotation, biological process: phosphatidylinositol phosphate biosynthetic process. Gene Ontology annotation, molecular function: 3'(2'),5'-bisphosphate nucleotidase activity. The record is from RefSeq and is a predicted model, not a curated record.
UGGGGAGUCUCGCAAGCAUCGCCUCUAGAUCUGGGUGCCCCGAACCCCGACAUCAGUUCAGUUUCGCAGCCCAGAAAAGUGGCUUAAUUGUGUAAAUGAGUCUUCCCUGUGCAUGAAUUAGGAACAGACAUACAUCUAAACGUUAUUGGCCAGAUAUUGGCCAAUCUGCCAAUAAGGACCCGUUAAAGGACCCGGUAGGUGGAGCGGAGAAAGAAUAGGAAAUCGGCACUGAGUAAUCUCGGCGCGAGCAUUCUUGCGAGUGUUUUGUAACAGUGAGACUGCUGGAAAAGGAGUAAUCAUGGCUUCUAAUCCAAGUGUAUUGUUGCGUCUUGUGGCCUCAGCAUAUUCUGUGGCUAAUAAAGCGGGAACCAUUGUCAGAAAAGUUAUGUCUGGAGGAGAACUGGACAUAGUGGAGAAGUGUGGAGCUAAUGACCUCCAGACUAAAGCUGAUCGCUUGGUACAGAUGAGCAUUUGUUCGUCCUUGGUUCUGAACUUUCCUAAGGUGACAAUCAUAGGUGAAGAGGAUCUUCCCUUUGAAGAAGUCAGUGAAGACUUACUUGAGAAAAGCCAAUGUGAGGAGAUACUGAAGCAAAUCUGUCCACCGCAGUAUACUGCUAUAAAAGAGGAAGAGCUUGUUAUAUGGGUUGAUCCUCUGGAUGGAACAAAAGAAUAUACUGAAGGCCUUCUUGACCAUGUAACAGUUCUUAUUGGUAUUGCUUAUCAAGGAAAAGCUAUUGCAGGGGUCAUCAAUCAACCAUAUUACAACUAUGAAGCAGGUGCAGAUGCAGUUCUAGGCAGGACAAUAUGGGGAAUCCUUGGUUUGGGUGCCUUUGGAUUUCAGCUGAAAGAGGUACCAGCUGGACAGCAUAUCAUUACCACCACAAGAUCACAUAGCAGCAAGAUGGUAAAUGAUUGCAUUAGUGCAAUGAAGCCUGACAGUGUGGUGAGAGUUGGAGGUGCUGGUAAUAAGAUCAUUCAACUUGUUGAAGGCAAAGCUUCUGCUUAUGUAUUUGCCAGUCCUGGAUGCAAGAAGUGGGAUACAUGUGCACCAGAGGCUAUUUUGCAUGCAGUUGGAGGCAAACUUACUGAUAUUCAUGGGAACUUUUUUAAUUAUAAUAAAGAGGUCAAACACAUGAAUUCAGGAGGAGUCCUUGCUACUUUAAAAAAUCAUGACUAUUAUGCCAGUCGAGUUCCUGAGGCAGUCAAAGAAGCCCUUCUGCCAUAAAAAUGUGCAUAAGAUUGUACAUUCCAUUUGGCUGGAAAGACCUUCUUAACUGAAAUAAAUUGUGAUUUUUGAUAGGGUCACACUUUGGACCAGUUCCAUGAUCUUUAGUCUUUAAUAAAAUUGUCCAGUUACCCUAAUGCUUAUUAAUAUCAUAUAUGUUCACCUAUAUAAUUAUCAACUCCUAUUAAAUUAUUCAAUCUAUU